CUGCGUUGCUCCUCUGUUUUCCAAAACUUCAAAACCUUUUAAAAAAAUGUCGGAUGAUAUACUGGAUGCCAAAGAUAAGCAAAUCUUAUACCAUAUUGAAGAUUUCACCAGCAAUGCUGAUGAAAUCCAACGACGAGUUAUAACUGAAAUUCUAUCAAAAAAUGCUCAUGUCGAGUACCUGAAGCAACUCGGCCUUGAUGGGUCUACAGAUAUUUCAACCUUCAAGAAGCUCAUACCUGUUGUCUCUUACGAACAGUUAAAGCCUUACAUUGAUCGGAUUGCCGAUGGGGAUGAUUCUCCAAUUCUAUGUGCAGACACCAUUACAGAUUUCCUUAUAAGCACUGGGACAUCUGGGGGAGCACAAAAGUUAAUUCCAAUGUUUCAAUCAGAGCUCUUGAGAAGGUUGGCAACUAAUUACUAUGCGAUACCAAUGAUGAAACAGUUGUUUCCAGGUCUGCUCAAUGGCAAAGAAAUGUUCUUUAAUUUUACGAGGGCUGAGACAAAAACUAAAGGUGGAAUGGUUGCUCAGUUGCUGUCUUCAUGUUUGUCGAAAUGUUCACUUUUCAGUAGUGUGGAGGUUCUAAGGGCAUAUACAAGCCCUAUUGACAUCAUUCGCUGCACUGAUGUAUACCAAAGCCUAUAUUGCCAAUUGCUAUGUGGGCUCUGCCAGAACCAGAUCGUUCUCCGAGUUGGUGCUCUUUUUGCCUCUACUUUAAUUUAUAUUUUUAAGUUCCUCGAAAAUCAUUGGGCUCUUUUAGUAAAUGAUAUACGAACGGGAACUGUAGACGCCAAAAUUGAAGACCCAUUAGUGAGGGAAUCAGUUAUGAGUGUUCUGAAACCUAAUCCUGAGCUGGCAGAUUUUAUUGAAUCUGAAUGCAGCAAAGGAGCAUGGGAAGGAAUUGUUACAAGAUUGUGGCCAAACACCAAAUAUAUUAGUACUGUUGUGACGGGAAGCAUGUCACAAUACAUUCCCCAACUGAAUUUCUACUGUAAAUGUCCUAUUGUCUCUGUCUUCUAUGCUUCUUCAGAGUGCUUCUUUGGCAUAAACUUGGACCCAUUGUGUAAACCUGAAGAAAUCUCCUACACUUUUAUGCCCACCAUGGCCUAUUUUGAGUUCUUGCCUGUCGACAGAGCAAACUCUAAUAACGGAGAAGUAGGCCAAGAAUUAGUUGAUCUUGUUGAUGUUAAGUUAGGACAAGAAUACGAGGUUGUUGUCACCACUUAUGCUGGCCUCUACCGUUACUGCAUGGGUGACAUCCUUCGCGUGACAGGAUUUAAAAAUAAAACCCCAAAUUUUAGUUUUGCUUGUAGGAAAAAUGUCAUUUUAAGCCUGGAUAUUGAGAAAACAGAUGAAGUGGAUCUUCAUCAUGCAGUAACAGAAGCUAGUGGUCUUUUGAGCCCAUUGGGAGCUAUUAUUGUGGACUACACUAGCUACGCGGAUAGUUCAACAUUUCCUGGACAUUAUGUGUUGUAUUGGGAAAUUCAAUGUAGGGAAGAAACCUCUACUAUUCCAUCUACAGUCUAUGAGGAUUGUUGUCUCGCUGUUGAAGAGUCGCUUUCUUCAGUAUACCGUCAAGCAAGAUCCAAUAAUAAGGUUAUCAAUCCACUGGAGAUAAAGAUUGUAGAAACAGGAACUUUUGAGAAACUAAUGGAGCAAGCAGUGGAUCGAGGUGCUUCAAUAAGUCAAUACAAGACACCUCGGUGCCUAAAAUCUACACAGAUGAUCGAGCUUUUGGACUCAAAAGUUGUUUCCAAUUAUUUUAGUCAAGAAUACCCCAAAUGAGACCCCACUCGGCCGUAUCGUCUUUUUGCGCCCUGCUAGUUUCCCCUUCAUUUGAUGAGGUAACUUAAUUUUUUAGGCAAGUUUUUGUGUGUUUCAAGUUUUGGGUGGUCAGUUUUUUAAUUUUUCGCUUUGUUGGCUUGUUCAUUCCAACGGCAUAAUUUUUAUUUAUGGGAACAUACUCAUUUAUGCUGUA
Messenger RNA from Momordica charantia (bitter melon), 1976 nucleotides. Its product is annotated as indole-3-acetic acid-amido synthetase GH3.5. Lineage: Eukaryota; Viridiplantae; Streptophyta; Magnoliopsida; Cucurbitales; Cucurbitaceae. The record is from RefSeq and is a predicted model, not a curated record. Gene Ontology annotation, cellular component: cytoplasm. Gene Ontology annotation, molecular function: indole-3-acetic acid amido synthetase activity.